AUGUCUGGAGUCCUCGAGGCUCUCGGCAUGCAGUUGGGAUGCCAAGCGCUCUGGCCUCUCCUCGAGAAGCUGUUCAAGCUUAUCAGGCGAAUGACGAAAGCUUUUCCCGAAGCAAAAGAGUUUUGGAAAAUAUUCAAGAGGCAGUACAAAACUCUCAAAGCAACUGCAGCGAGCAUUGUUAGUCGAUAUGAUAUCAAGAACACCAAUCGUACCUGGCUGAGGUCUAUUAACCAUAUUGCUGCCGAAGCUAAAAGCAUGUUUUGGGCCCUCAUUAAAAAGAUCGAGACUGUGUUGAGCAAGGAUUAUAUAUGGCGAACAAGAUGGGCAAUUGUCUAUUCGGGCUGCAAGAAGGCUUCCUUGAAAAUGGCACAGCUGAAUGAUGAGCUGUUACGUAUCGAGACUGUUGUUCGUUUAGAGUACGAGGAUGCACAACAGAAGAAAGCUGAGAAGGCUGAGAAGAUUGAGCAGGAGAGACGCCGGAAGGCCAUGAAAACUGGGACAAUUGUUGGAGGCGGGGUAGGCUUCGUUGUUGGAGCGGGAGGUACUGCAUUGUUUAUUGAAGCAACUCUUAAAGGAGCUGCCAUCGGUGGCAUUGUAGGAGCUGUUGUGGGAGCGGGCAUCGGUUUGGCGAUCAGUUGGUUUGGUUUUGAUGUGCCGGAGCAGCUCCCGACGUUAUGA
Molecule: messenger RNA, 678 nt
Organism: Mollisia scopiformis
Lineage: Eukaryota; Fungi; Ascomycota; Leotiomycetes; Helotiales; Mollisiaceae
Exons: 2
Coding region: 1-678 (225 amino acids)
Source: RefSeq, a predicted model, not a curated record